GUGGGGCAAAUGAAAGGGGGGAGCCAAGGGGCUGGUAUGUGUAAGCAAGGCAAGGAGGCAAGCGAGGGGGGGCGCUUGGAGGGGGGGGGUGGGGGGGGGGGGGGGGGGGGGGGGGGGGGGGGGGGGCGUUAAGUGAAUAAAAAGAUUACAUUUGAAAUGUGAUAAUAAUACAAAUGAUUUUUCUUUUUGUUUCUUUUUUCUCUUAUGAUUAAAUAGAAAAGGUAAAAAGUAUGUUGAAACAAAUUUUAUGUCAAACAUUUUCUAAUCAAUGUCAAUUAAGUUCUCUUCAACUCGAUAUAGCAAAAUUAUCUUAUGAAAUUCAUCAAGGUUUAAAUUCACUUUCUUAUGUUUCAACAAACAAAAUUUCUAAUGAUUUUCAAUCUUAUUGUAUAACUUUACGUUGUUUGUAUAUCCAUCUUAACCACAUAUGUUUUCUUGAACAUCUCAUUGAAUAUGUACCCAAUCUUGAACAAUUAUCGGUUCAUUUUCGCAAUUCAUUAAUCGAUAAGUAUUAUCUUGAUUCCAACAUUAAUAUACCGAAACUAUCAAAUGAAAAUUGGUUUAAUAAAGUAAGAUGA
Messenger RNA from Rotaria sp. Silwood2, 578 nucleotides. Lineage: Eukaryota; Metazoa; Rotifera; Eurotatoria; Philodinida; Philodinidae. The record is from the annotation of a GenBank genome assembly.